Molecule: messenger RNA, 3483 nt
Organism: Sardina pilchardus (European sardine)
Lineage: Eukaryota; Metazoa; Chordata; Actinopteri; Clupeiformes; Clupeidae
Gene: sec23ip
Product: SEC23 interacting protein
Exons: 18
Coding region: 132-3071 (979 amino acids)
Cellular component (GO): COPII-coated ER to Golgi transport vesicle; cytoplasm
Molecular function (GO): metal ion binding; glycerophospholipase activity; protein binding
Source: RefSeq, a predicted model, not a curated record
UUGAACCACUUUGACACUCUGCGCAAACUAUUCUGCACUGAAUGACGAAGAGGAACCUUCUCAGAUCCGGGUUGAGUGAAGUUAUGCCUUGUCCAGCUGGAGGAUAAGCUACGUGUAAUUUCUAAGCAAAAAUGGCUGAUAGGAGGGGUAGUAACGUUCCCAAUUCAAACGCAAAUUUACUGUUCUCUGCGGCACCUGAGUUCAAUUUUAACCUGCCUUUCAUACCUGUCAGUCAAGCUUCUGGUCCUGCGGUGUUAUCAGGAGACGACUCCACUGACGUUGGUGAGGAAGACAGCUUCUUGGGCCAGACCUCCAGCACAGCCCCACAACCCUCCACAUUCAGCUACUUCUCCAGUUCGACCACCAGCAGCGACCCUUUCGCCUCCAUCGGGCACCAGCCAUGCCCGCCCCCAGCCCCCACUGUCGCCCCCAUGACCUCUGGGCCCUCGCUAGUCUCCAGCCCUGCUGCUGCCACGUUGGCUGCCGGCCCCACAUUACCCCACUCCAGCGCCCCUGCUCCGCAGUUCAACAGCGCAGUUUACCAAAACCCCAUGGGCCAGUUUACUCCCCCUUCCACCAUGGGAACUCCUCCACCUCCCCAGCCCUCCCAGCAAUCCUACAACCCCUAUCGUCACACGCCUCUGAGCAGCAGGGCCAAGCCCUAUAUGCCAGCCCCUGAAGUCUCGCAGCAGAUUCCCCCACAGAACACCAACCCUUACGCACAGGGACCCCCUGCUCAGACAUUCCAGAUGGCACCUUCUGCAUUUGCAACGCCCCCUCCUCCUCCUCCUACCACGCAGAGUCCAAUGCCUCCCAUGGGGCCCAGUAUGGCUGGACCUCUGGUGCCGGCCAACCCCAUGAUGCCGUACCACUACAACGUCUACGAGCCUGUGCAGCUCCACUGGUUCUACUGCAAGCAAGUGGAGUCCAAGAAGGUCUGGCUCCCCUUAAGUAUCCUGGACUCUCUUCGCCUGGAGGAGACCUUCAAUUCAGUCCAACCAGACCCAGAGAAUGUGAUCGUGUCCACGGAUGGCGGUCGCUAUGACGUCCAGCUGUAUGACCGGAUGCGCACGGCGGUGUAUUGGGAGGAGGAGCCGACGGAGGUGCGCCGCUGCAGCUGGUUCUACAAAGGAGACACAGAUAGCCGCUUCAUUCCAUACUCGGAGGAGUUCAGCGAGAAACUGGAGGCUGAAUAUAAAAAAGCUGUAUCCACUAAUCAGUGGCAUCGAAGACUGGAAUUCCCAUCAGGAGAAACUAUCGUCAUGCAUAAUCCAAAGGUGAUUGUCCAGUUCCAGCCGUCUGCCAUGCCAGAUGAAUGGGGCACCACCCAAGACGGGCAGACGAGACCCAGAGUGGUCAAGAGGGGGAUAGAUGACGACCAUGAUGAAGUCCCUGAUGGAGAAAUGCCGCAGGUGGACCAUCUGGUGUUUAUGGUGCACGGGAUUGGCCCGGUGUGUGACCUGAGGUUCCGGAGCAUGGUGGAGUGUGUGGACGACUUCCGUAGCGUGUCCUUGAAGCUCCUGCAGAGUCACUUUAAGAAGCCCCAGGACGAGCGGGUAAUCAGCCGGGUGGAGUUCCUGCCUGUGCAGUGGCACACAGCCCUGCAUGGGGAUGCCACCGGAGUGGACAGGCGGAUAAAGAAGAUCACUCUACCCAGCACAGGUCGCUUACGCCAUUUCACUAAUGAGACGCUCCUAGAUGUCCUCUUCUACAAUAGCCCCACAUACUGCCAGACCAUCAUGGACACAGUUGCCAAGGAGAUCAAUCGCAUCUACGUUCUUUUCAUGGAAAGGAAUCCUGACUUUAAAGGCGGCAUAUCUGUGGCUGGACACAGUUUAGGUUCUCUCAUUCUUUUUGACUUGCUAUCAAAUCAGAAGACAGGCUCUCCUUCUGGUACCCCAACGGCCAAUGGCAAUACUUCUCCUGACUCCAAACAGCAGAGCAGCACACCAGUCAGUGAGGAGAACAGUGUUCCAAGUCAGCCGGUGUUUGAGGAGGAGCCAAAGGAGGAGGGGGAGGAGUUUGCAGAUCUCUCAGCUGUUCUGGAGCACCUGGGUCUCUCAGAAUACCAGAGCACAUUUGAACAGGAGAAGAUUGAUGUAGAAUCUUUUCUGAUGUGCACAGUUGAGGAUUUGAAAGAGAUGGGCAUUCCCUUGGGGCCACGCAAGAAGUUUGCCAAGUUUGUCAAAGAGAGAGCAAGCAAGCAGGCGGCAGCAGCGGAAAAGCCAGCCAUAAAGGAAGUGGUAAAAGAGGCACCUCCACCUCAAAAUGCAGAGCCGGUCCCAACCCUAGUCCCUAGUAAACCUCCUGUUGGAAGAACCAUGUCCUCCAUCCAUGUGGACUACAACUACUUUGAGAUCGGUACUGGACAGGUGUCUGUGAUCUAUCACACACUGGACUUUGAGCCUUCUAAUUUCUUUGCCCUGGGCUCCCCUAUCGGCAUGUUCCUCACAGUAAGAGGUCUGGAGAGAAUUGAGGAGACCUAUCAACUGCCUACCUGCAAGGGAUUCUUCAACAUUUACCACCCAUUGGACCCUGUGGCCUACCGCAUUGAGCCCAUGAUUCUGCCAGACGUGGACCUCAAGCCUGUCCUGGUCCCCCACCACAAGGGCCGAAAGAGAUUACAUCUGGAGCUGAAGGAGAGCCUGACGCGGAUGGGCUCGGACCUGAAGCACAGCGUCAUCAGCUCCCUGAGGAGCGCCUGGCAGACGCUCAACGACUUUGCGCGAGCUCACACCUCCAACGCUCAGCUCCAGGCCGAACUGGCCAUCGUGGCCAACCAGAUCCAGCAGGAGGAGCAGAAGCAACUGCAAGGAGAGGAAGGAGAGGUGGGCAAGAUGGUGGACAGCCCUGAGCAGAAGGAGGAUUACCCGUCCGUUAAGGUUGGAAUGCUGAAUGGAGGAAACCGCAUUGACUAUGUCCUGCAGGAGAAACCCAUAGAGAGCUUCAAUGAAUACCUCUUUGCUCUUCAAAGUCAUCUUUGCUACUGGGAGUCUGAGGACACAGCCCUGCUAAUUCUGAAAGAGAUCUACAACACCAUGGGCAUACAUCCAGAACAGAUUAUUCAUUGAUGAAGUGCAAUACAUAAAACCACACAGACCUUUUCUUUGAAACAUUCAAAACUGCAGUAGAUUCUAGUCAAUACCUGUAAGUGUAGUUGGUGGAUUCAUUAUACAGGAAAGUGUCUUUGUUUAGGUUUUUCUUUUUUUUUUCUACUGUAGUAUUGUAAAAACAGAUACAUGUGUAUUAUGCCAUAUGUCUUAAAUUAAGAAAAAGAUACUUAGUGGAUUUCAAGGCCACAUUGUUUUAAAAUGAUUUUUAGAGUAAAUACAACUGCAGUUGAAAUUCCCAUGAAGUUGAUCAAUUACAUGGGGGGAAAUGGAGCCACAAUUAAUGUGAAAAUACCCAACAGUCGCGGCAAGACUGACAUUAUUGCAUAAUUAACAAGUCAUAAAAUAAACAAAGGUGUUUAUGAUUAACACA